Molecule: messenger RNA, 964 nt
Organism: Trichoplusia ni (cabbage looper)
Lineage: Eukaryota; Metazoa; Arthropoda; Insecta; Lepidoptera; Noctuidae
Product: piggyBac transposable element-derived protein 3-like
Exons: 3
Coding region: 73-912 (279 amino acids)
Source: RefSeq, a predicted model, not a curated record
ACAUUUAACAUAAUUAUUUACACUGGAAAAGGCGACGGUGGACGAGAACUAAACCAUGCUCAGAAUGUAGUAAUGAAACUCAUACAAGAUUUUGAAAAUGAAGGGCGUAUUGUCGUAGCAGACAAUUUUUAUUCAUCUAUUGGACUAACGGAGGCUUUAAUUGACAAGAAAACAUUCUACUGUGGGACUUUGCGAUCGAACAGAAAAAGUUUAUCUAAACAUGUUGUCAGCACAAAAUUGAAGAAAGGCGACAUUAUAGGUAAAAUGAAUAAUAAAGGGAUUAAGGUAAUUAAGUGGUUUGAUAAACGUCCCGUUUUGAUGGUGACUACGUGUAAAAAUCAUGAUACCUCUCUUAAAAAGACUGGGAAGAAACAAAGAAGGACAAAUGAAGAAAUCUUAAAACCUGACUGUGUACUGACUUAUAACAAUUAUAAAAAAGGUAUUGAUUAUAGCGAUCACAUGUCUUCCUAUUACUCCACAUUAAGGCGUGGUCUUAAAUGGUACCGCAAAGUAAUGUUAGAGUUGCUUUUUGGAACGGCAGUAAUAAAUGCCUUGAUAGUGUAUAACCUAAAGAAUGAAAACAAAUUGACUAAAAAAGAGUUUAUUGAACAUAUAAUACAGAAGUUCUCGAAGAUGUCACUGCGAAAGCAACCAAGGAUUCCCUGGCACCGGUAUAAUUUUAUCUUUUUUUAUCAUUUGCAAGCUAACCUUUUUUACAGCUGGUUUCAUAACUUAAUCAUGGGUGAUAAAAAACGGAACUGCUCAGGAUGUUACGAUAGAUUACGCCUAACAUUAAGUAGCAAAGUAGCCCGAAAUAAAGUUAAAAAGGUUAAAACCAUGUGUGACGCAUGUAAAAAGACAUUAUGUCGAGAAUGCUACAAUGAAAAUCAUACGUCUAAUAUUACGGUAUGAUUCAUUAUAAAAGAUCUGUAAAAUAUAUAUUACAUUUUGUCGAUGACGAUGU